AAUAAUCGGGACGGCCUUCGCAGCGCCAAAAUUGUUUUGCCAAAGAAUUAGGAGGAGCGGGACGACGCUAACGUUUAUUAGAGCCGUUGAUGGAGACGGUUCGUACCUCGGUAUGUGGAGGAAGGCCAAGGACAGGUGAAAAGAAGGAAGCCGAGUUUCAAAAACUCGUUCUUAAUUUGGCCGAUGACAGCGGCGGUGGCGGCGGCGGUGGUGAGAAGAAAGAGGUUUUCGAGAAGAAGAGCCAGGAGUUCCAGAAGAUUUUGGAAACUUCUAAGGAGGAAAGGAAUCGUAUUCAUAGAAUGCAAGUGAUUGAUCGUGCUGCGGCGGCGAUUGCGGCGGCUCGCUUCCUUAUCCAGAACAAGGAUUUCUCGAGGAAGGAUGAUUCCAGCAGCGAAAACCGCAAUACAUUUAGGGUUCAAGAAGACGGAAAGCAGAGUGGGAGCAUUUUCGUUAGUCCACCGACAAAUGCUGGAAAUGUAACACCUGGUCCAGAUUUUUGGUCCUGGACACCUCCUCAAAGUACUGAUCAGAUUUCAAAUGAAAUGGAAGAGUUGCAGGUUGCUAGACAAACUUCGGAGCUUCCAAUUUCUAGUCGUCCGGUUCUAGAGAAAGAUCGGUCUCUCCAUUUCCUCUCUAUUCCUUUCGAGAAGAAAGCUCAUGAGACGACCCGCAAUCUUCCACCGUUUCAGUCACUGGUAGAGGUUGAUAAAACAAAAGUAUCUGAGGUUGCUGUAGAAGAGAAUUCUUUAGAAGUGGAACACGACCUUGAGUGGAAUUUUCUGCAUAUGCUGUCGAAGCAGCUGAUGCCAUUCACAUGGCCAAAGAAUUAUCAUCCCAAGGAGUCAAUCAAGAUGGAACUAGAUGGUGGAUGGAAACAGGAGUUGAGCAAAGACCCGAUGGUGUGAUUUGCAGGUGGACAAUGAUUCGGGGUGUUAGUGUUGAUCAAGCUGUUGAAUGGCAAGAUAAGUAUUGGGAGGCUUCCAAUGAAUUCGGUUACAAAGAACUCAGUUCUAAGAAAUCAGGACGUGAUGUUUAUGGCAAUGUAUGGAGUGAAAAGUGGAGAGAAUCGAUGUUGCAGGAGAAUGGACUUGUACAUCUUGAAAAACUGCUGAUAAGCGGGGAAAGAAUGCUGAGGGUGCGAAGUGGCACGAAAAAUGGUGGAAGAUUAUGAUGCAUCGGGGAAUCCGAGAAAUGAGUUGACAAGUGGUGCAGUAUAGAACCGAACACCCCUCGAAUCUGGUCAUGCUCAUGUUUGGCAUGAAAGGUGGGGUGAACAAUAAGACGGAUAUGGCGGCAUCGUGAAAUACACCGACAAAUGGGCGGAGCUGUGCGAAGGCGACGGUUGGGCGAAAUGGGUGACAAGUGGGACGCAUUUCGACCCCAACGGGGUGUAAAGCAAGGGGAAACAUGGUGCAGGGAAGCA
Molecule: messenger RNA, 1423 nt
Organism: Hibiscus syriacus
Lineage: Eukaryota; Viridiplantae; Streptophyta; Magnoliopsida; Malvales; Malvaceae
Exons: 4
Coding region: 90-905 (271 amino acids)
Biological process (GO): regulation of starch metabolic process; starch metabolic process
Cellular component (GO): chloroplast stroma; starch grain
Molecular function (GO): starch binding
Source: RefSeq, a predicted model, not a curated record